Molecule: messenger RNA, 780 nt
Organism: Parasteatoda tepidariorum (common house spider)
Lineage: Eukaryota; Metazoa; Arthropoda; Arachnida; Araneae; Theridiidae
Source: RefSeq, a predicted model, not a curated record
AUGUUCGCAAAAAUUGAAUCUGAGCGACUGAGGUUUGUACUCUUGAACCAGAAGAAAUUACGUGUUAAAGAGUAUGUUCAUCUCAAGGAUGCCCUAAACAGAGACGGGAGUGUUAAUGAUAUUGGUAAAAUGGUAAUUUUACCUUCUACAUUUACUGGUGGUCUACGCUACAUGCAUGAACGAACUCAAGAUGCGAUGACAUAUGUUAGAAAUUACGGGAAGCCUGAUUUGUUUAUUACAUUUACCUGUAAUCCACAGUGGCAGGAGGUUACCAAUGAAGUAAUGCCUAGGCAGAGAAGUCACGAUCGACAUGAUUUGCUAGCAAGAGUUUUCCAUCUUAAACUAAAAGCUCUUAUGAUUCUCAUCAACAAAAGAAAAGUAUUUGUCUCUGUUCAAUGUUUUAUGUACACAAUAGAGUGGCAAAAACGUGGUCUUCCACAUACUCAUAUUUUAAUUUGGCUGUAUGAAAAAAUCCAUGUUCAUAGCAUAGAUAAUGUAAUAAGUGCAGAAAUAGCAGAUCCAGAAAUUAAUCCAGUUUUGCAUGAUGUUAUUAAGACACAAAUGAUAUAUGGCCCUUGUGGGAUCCUGAAUCAACAGUCUCCUUGCAUGAAAGAUGGAAAAUGUACAAAGAGGUACCCUCGAAGUUUUUUGAAAGAAACACAAACAGGGGAAGAUGGAUAUCCCCUGUAUCGUCGACAGAGUCCAAAGGAUGGCGGUUAUACGACAGUUAAAAAAGUACGGAGUUCUGAUAUUGUUAUUGAUAAUAGAUGGGUAUACUAA